Messenger RNA from Fusarium redolens, 1263 nucleotides. RefSeq lists its product as uncharacterized. Gene Ontology annotation, biological process: DNA-templated transcription. The coding region runs from base 1 to 1263 and encodes 420 amino acids. NCBI's taxonomy places the organism in Eukaryota, Fungi, Ascomycota, Sordariomycetes, Hypocreales, Nectriaceae. The transcript is spliced from 2 exons. Gene Ontology annotation, molecular function: zinc ion binding; DNA binding. The record is from RefSeq and is a predicted model, not a curated record. Gene Ontology annotation, cellular component: nucleus.
AUGCUUCUCAUCACAGCGAAACUGCUCGGCUUCAAAUUCGCGUCUACGCACUUCGACCUCGACAGUCGUAUAGACCAAGUCUUGAGCAACACGUCUCUCCAAGAAGACACAGCCGGUGACUUUCCAUCACUCGACCUCUUCCGCAAGUUCUGCCUACUCGCUUUCUAUGAGUUCCAUCAGUUUCCAGGCCAACAAGCCUGGAUGCGAAUAGGAAAAAUUGUCCGUUUGGCGUAUUGGAUGGGCCUUGAUCGUCUCGACAUAAUCCAAUCUGUCUCUCCAGAAUGGUCAAACGUAAACAACAAGGACCUCCAAGACUGGAAGCUUGUCUGGUGGUGUGUAUAUCGUCUUGACUCAUAUGCCAACCUCUCAUCCGGGACGCCCUACCAGAUUGAUGAGCGACUUGUCAAUACGUCUUUUAUCCACGACCACUACCAGGGUCAGCUCUCACAGAGUCUUAUUUCCCCUUGCAGGCUCCCCUACGAUCCGCGUGGCCUUCCCGAUCUGCUCUUGUUUGUCAAGUCUGGCGCUGAGAGCAGCCUGCUCUUCAAUAUUCAUCUCAUCACCAUCACUGUCUUGCGACAAUUCGGCAGACCAAUGAGCAUGUGUUAUCUAGUUCCUCACGAAAACAUCACGGCCAUCGUACUCGAUGCAGAACGAACUCUAUCUGCAAUACGUCUAGCCUUACCACGGAACUUUCUAAAUCCUGGAAGGAAUGCGUUUAUGAAUGAGUCAAAUACUGAUCACCAUGCCCGGUUAGUUUCAGUACUUCACUUGCAUAUGGCUCAACUGUUGGCUGCCCUCGCGAGCUGCUACUAUCUUCCAGAAGGUGACGAUUGGACACUUAGCUGGCAACGUGUUCUGGAGACCUGCCAGAACAUAGCGGGGAUAGCAGAGAAAUGGGACAGCAAUUACACUCUCACCGUAGACCCAGCACUUUCACUCAUCAGCUUGACGGCCCUUGUCUUCCUGGAUAUUCACAAGAAAUAUACUGAGAGUACCAACUUACACCUCAUAUCCGAGAUUGAGAAUUGCGAACUUCUUCUGUUGCUCCAACUUGAGCAACUUUCGGCCCAUUGGAAACUUCCAGAUCUAUUAAUCUUGUCAUUCAAGAGCUUCAAGGAGUCGGUGACAGGUCCCCUCUCUUACCCCCACAUUCAACUCAUCCUUUCCCGGUUUGAGAGUCCUUUGCAUCCGAGGUGGUUACAGUUCUUGUCAUCUGCUCAAACGCAUCUCGAGAACGUGAUAUGGGGACAUGCGUCAUGA